Messenger RNA from Penicillium daleae, 1791 nucleotides. Its product is annotated as thiamine pyrophosphate-binding protein. Gene Ontology annotation, molecular function: thiamine pyrophosphate binding; flavin adenine dinucleotide binding; acetolactate synthase activity. The record is from RefSeq and is a predicted model, not a curated record. Gene Ontology annotation, cellular component: acetolactate synthase complex; mitochondrion. The coding region runs from base 1 to 1791 and encodes 596 amino acids. Gene Ontology annotation, biological process: L-valine biosynthetic process. The transcript has 4 exons. Lineage: Eukaryota; Fungi; Ascomycota; Eurotiomycetes; Eurotiales; Aspergillaceae.
AUGGCAGGCUUUCCCCUUCAUCAUCCAAAGGGCCGCGAAUUGACAGGCGGUGACCUUUUGGCCCAAUCUUUGAAACACCUUGGUGUUGAGGUUGCUUUUGGACUUCAUGGAGGUCACUUGGAUGCUUUCUUGAUGGGAUGCGAAGAUAUUGGGAUUCGCUUGGUGGACACUCGACAUGAAACUGUCGCGGUUCAAGCGGCUGAGGGUUAUUGCCGGAUCAGUACAAAACCCGGAGUAUGCUUUGUUACGGCAAAUAGUGGGUUCUCGAACGGACUCCCUGGCUUGGCUACUGCCUACGGUGACCGUAGCCCGAUCCUUUGUAUAACCUCCUCGCCACCAAUCCGGGACACAGAGAACAACUCGCUUCAGGGUUCCAUCGAUCAGGUGGUAGCGGCUCGGCCCAUCACAAAGUUUGCUCAUAGAGUUGUGUCGCCCGAGGAAUGUCCAAGAAUAGUAUCCCAUGCACUUCGAGUUGCUCAAGCCGGGCCUCCUGGACCCGUGCUUCUUGACUUUCCAAUUGACGUCCUAUUCUCCCCUAUUCAACCCAAGCUCAUUGCUUGGGGCUCAGUUACUUCACCUCCUUCAUUUCCUCCAGGUCCUCACGUUGCGGCAAUCGACGCGGCGGCUCGAUUGCUCGGUGCUGCCAAAAGACCAGUUAUAAUAACAGGAACUGGAGCAAGAAGCCCACAGGCACGGCAACAACUCUUCAAGCUAGCCGAAGGUUGCGGUAUCCCCGUUUUCAAUACAUCCAAAUAUACGUCCUUCAGCCCAUCAUCACCCAUGCUCUCCACAAGAACUGCAGGGAUGCUAGCAAUACUCUCAUUGGUGAAACUACCACGUCCAGAUCUUGUUGUUCUCUUGGGUGCGCGAACGGGAAUGUUUCUGGGUGGCCGCUCUGGCGCAAUCAUCCCAGGUCAAGAUUGCAAACUCAUUCAAGUCGACUGUGACGGAAGUGAAAUAGGUCGCUCUCUUCCUAUAGAUCUUGGGAUUGUGUCGGAUGUUGAAGCUUUCCUUUCAGCAGUCAAUGAGAGACUUAAUUCGAGACACAUUAAAAACAUCGAUAAGUCCUGGGUACAAUCUGUGCUAGGACUGGCUGCUAUGGAGUCACCGUACGAAAAGGAACCAGAGGUGACAAGCUCCGGACGUCUUCAUCCAUACCAUGCUGUGAAAAGUCUCGUGUCCGGAAUCGAACCCGGAAGCAUCGUCAUUUUAGAUGGUGGUGAAGCCUCUGCUUGGGUCGGUGAUCUUGCAUCACGCUGUCAACCGCAUACAGUCAUGACUGCAACAGGCUAUUUAGGAUUCCUGGGAAAUGGCUUCGGAUAUUCUCUGGGUUGUGCCGUUGCUGUGCCCGAUCGAAAAGUUGUCAAUAUUCAGGGUGAUGGCUCUGCUGGCUUUCACCUGAUGGAGCUAGAUACGUACAAGCGAUUCAAUCUGAAUAUCGUGACGGUCGUGGUGAACAACUCGAGCUGGGGCAUGAGUUCGAAUGGGCAGGAUCUCGUUUAUGGAACUGAUCAUCCCGCUCGACCUAUCAGUGCCCUGAGCUCUGCAACCGAAUAUGAUGUCGUCGCAAAGGGCUUGCAGAAUACUGCUACUCGAGUCUCUCGCAUUGCAGAAAUUCGGAAUACAGUCGCCAGAUUCCAGGCACAGCCAGGUCCAAGCUGCAUCAAUCUUAUCGUGGAUCGAAAACCGGUUCAUCCCAUUACAACCGCCAUGGUCGGGCUCACUGAUAACCCAAAUUUGGUGGUGGUACCCUACUACGAUAACAUUCCUCGAGCAUUUUACAAAUUGUAG